AUGUCCUCUAAUCCAGUAAUACUGCAGGGUGAGAAGUUGACCAAGUAUAUACUGGAGACCAGCGUUUAUCCACGAGAAGCAGAGAUUCUCAAAGAGCUAAGGAAUGUCACUGAUACUCACCCUUGGGGCUUUAUGGGCGCUGCUCCCGAUGCGGGUCAGCUAAUGGCCUUGCUCUUGAAGGUGUUGAAUGCUAAAAAGACAAUUGAAGUGGGAGUUUUUACAGGAUACUCUCUUCUCCUAACUGCACUCACCAUUCCAGAUGAUGGAAAGAUAAUAGCCCUGGAUCCAGAUAGAGAAGCUUAUGAGAUAGGACUACCAUUCAUUAAGAAGGCUGGUGUAGAGUACAAGAUCGACUUCAUACAGUCUCAAGCUUUACCUGUUCUUGAUAAACUCUUGGAAGACGAUUCAAAUAAGGGAAGUUUUGACUUUGCCUUCGUUGAUGCUGAUAAAGAUAACUAUUGGAAUUACCACGAGCGGCUUCUUAAACUGGUGAAGAUUGGUGGGUUAAUAAUCUAUGAUAACACUCUCUGGGGUGGAACUGUUGCCUGGCCUGAAGAGGAUGUUCCACUACCCAAAAGAAAAUACAGGCAGGCUGCUCUAGCUUUCAACAAAGCAAUUGCAGAUGAUUCUCGUGUUCAAAUUUCGGCUGUUUCAAUUGGUGAUGGUUUCACUAUCUGUCGGCGUAUUAAUUGA
Molecule: messenger RNA, 693 nt
Organism: Sphenostylis stenocarpa
Lineage: Eukaryota; Viridiplantae; Streptophyta; Magnoliopsida; Fabales; Fabaceae
Source: the annotation of a GenBank genome assembly